Molecule: messenger RNA, 1315 nt
Organism: Ilex paraguariensis (yerba mate)
Lineage: Eukaryota; Viridiplantae; Streptophyta; Magnoliopsida; Aquifoliales; Aquifoliaceae
Source: the annotation of a GenBank genome assembly
GGAGUCUUUCGAUUUCUCUGUUCUCACCUGUCUCUCUUUUCUUCUCAUAUCAGAGCACUCUGCUUUCGUUUCUCCAUCAAACCCACAUCACAAAAAUGGCUUCAGUGUCUUCUCUACAUCAAUUCCCAUGCAAAACCCUCUCGGUGGCCCAAUUCACCUCAAAGCCCUCUCUUUUCCUGGCGAACUCUAUCAAUUUCACCCCCGGAAAAGCGAUACAAAGCUCAAAUUCAAAGCUUUCAGUUGGAGAAAUCGCAAAGGCGAGACUGGGUGGUUUUCGAGUCCGUGCAGUGGCGGAUGAUGACGAGUGGGGCCCAGAUAAGGAGUAUUCUACCGGAGUGGCGGUGGUGGAAGAGCCGACGGAGAUUGAUUUGCUGAAGAAGCAACUGGUGGAUUCUUUCUAUGGGACCAAUCGAGGGCUUAGAGCGUCGAGCGAGACGAGGGCGGAGGUCGUCGAGCUCAUCACGCAGCUCGAGGCGAAGAAUCCGACUCCUGCACCGACGGAGGCAUUGACUUUGCUGAACGGCAAGUGGAUUCUAGCGUACACAUCAUUUGUAGGUUUGUUCCCGUUGUUGGCAAGGGGAACACUUCCACUGGUGAAGGUGGAGGAAAUAUCACAGAUCAUUGACUCAGAGAAUUUCACGGUUCAGAAUUCUGUCCUGUUUUCUGGACCAUUGGCUACCACUUCCAUUAGUACAAGCGCAAAAUUUGAAGUUCGAAGUCCCAAGCGUGUGCAGAUUAAAUUUGAAGAGGGCAUCAUUGGGACUCCUCAGUUGACUGACUCGAUUGUGCUUCCAGAAAAUGUGCAAUUUCUUGGACAAAAUAUUGACCUCACACCAUUCAAAGGCUUGAUCACUUCUGUACAGGACACAGCUUCGUCUGUUGCCAAGACUAUCUCUAGCCAACCACCACUGAAAUUCUCUAUCCCCAGCAACAAAGCAGAAUCUUGGUUGCUAACCACAUACCUUGACGAUGAUCUUCGUAUUUCAAGGGGAGAUGCAGGAAGCGUGUUUGUGCUUAUAAAGGAAGGUUGCCCACUCCUAAAACCUUGAACAAAUUGGUAAUAUGCAUUGUAUUUUCUCUGAAGGCGUGUAGAAUUUUAUCAAAUAAUACAUGACGAACAAAGCAAACUUGUCUGUAACUAUUGAUCCUUCUCCAAUAAUUUGGAUUGCUUUACAAAUAUAUGUAGUUCCUGUGAACACUAUGAUUGCAGCUGUGCAGUGAGAUCAGACGCUAUUUUAUUUGAUCUGUGGUGGGAGAAUUUUUGUUUUUCUCAUCAGAUUCCGAGUAGUUACCAUCAAAGCUGAUGGCACAUGGU